AUGAAGAAAGGCAUAAGAACUUUUUGCAACACGGAUGUGUCAACCUCAACUCUCAACCAACAAAAUAGUACUAUUGGCAAUGGCAUAGGCAACCAUAGCCAAGUUGACAUCACAAGUAGCAAGGUAAGCUCCCCUAUUUUGCAAUGUGAGAAUUCAAAUUCAAAGCAAAGCACACCAACACUAGAAGAUCUUAUACUACAAUUAGAAAUGGAAGAAGAGAUGGCAAGGAAAGAAAAACUCAAUGAAUAUAGUGGAAUAAGGGGAAGAAUGUCAAGUGUUAAUAACUCUGACAUCUUAAGAUCUGCAAGGAAUGCUUUGAAUCAAUACCCAAGGUUUUCACUUGAUGGAAGAGAUUCCAUGUAUAGGUCAUCUUUUGGAACUAUAGAAGGAAGAAGAUCAGUUUGUAGUGAGAGAAGUUUAGAACCAAAGGUUGAUGAAAAGGUUGUAUGUUUUCCCACAACAAUUGCAGGGGAGAGUGUAGUUUGGUGUAAACCAGGGGUUGUGGCAAAGUUAAUGGGUUUGGAGGCUAUUCCAGUGCCAGUAAGUAGAAAAAGAUGUGACAACAAAGACAAAAUAAGUAGUGUUGGUUUAAGGAGGCAAAACAUAAGGAGGAGAUCAUUUGAGAGGCAUGAUUUGGAGAGAAAAUUAGCAAUGGACAUGCAGGGUUAUCGUGAUCAUAUUGUUAGAAGAAGAAAUAGGUCUGGUAUUUGCUCUAACAAUGGAUAUUGUAUUAUGAAACCGGUUUCUCUAGAAUCUAUGGCAGGUGGUCCUGCUAGUUGGCAGCCAAGGAGAUAUGCUUAG
This is a messenger RNA of Vicia faba (fava bean), 801 nucleotides long. The record is from the annotation of a GenBank genome assembly. NCBI's taxonomy places the organism in Eukaryota, Viridiplantae, Streptophyta, Magnoliopsida, Fabales, Fabaceae.